Messenger RNA from Oikopleura dioica, 2229 nucleotides. The record is from the annotation of a GenBank genome assembly. Lineage: Eukaryota; Metazoa; Chordata; Appendicularia; Copelata; Oikopleuridae.
AUGAACUCAAAUGGAGUUAUAAUGGAACCAGGCGUAAUCGUUCUCGGUGUCACCUCACUAGAUGGGAGUAAAAAGCACAGAUUCAGAAUUCGAGAUACGGAUACUAUGCGAAAACUGAUCGAAACAUAUGCUAAAAUGGAAAACGUCUCUCCCGAUUCAAUCCAACUAAUCCACAAGGGCCAGCCUGUGAACGGCUCUGAUGUGCCCAAAAUGCUCGACCUGCAGUCGAUGGAGAUACUCGAAGUCUGUCGAGUUCCCGGAGUCGACACAACCCCACCGCCGCCACCAAAGUCAGCGAGCCCCGCGGCCAAUCACAUGAGUGUGGAAGAAAAGUCAGGAAGCAGCGCCUCGCCAGAAGAAAUCAACAAGCCAAUUUUAAACGGGCUCCAGGACAUUGAGUCGAAGCCGCUCCUUCAGAACCUCCAGUCAGAGUACAUCAACCGAAUCCUGUCAAACACGCUGGCGGCGAACCAGAACGGGGUUCAACCACCCGCCCGUGCAUCCCCUAAACGGCCCGCUCCGCCACCAGAUCCCCCAAUGAAGAACUCUCAUCUCAACCUCGAGAUGUUCAACUAUCCCUUCCCAGCCAACGUGUCUCCAAAUCAAGUAAACCCACUCCUAACCUCAAACAACAACAACAGCCGGAAGAUAAACGAACUCGAGCUCGAACUCACCCAGGCCAAAGUAAAACUUAUCGAAAUGAUGCGCCAUAUGCAAUUUCUCCAAGCUAAGCUAAUUCUCACCGAAAAUGAAAACAAAGAAAAGGAGCGCCUUCUCAAGCAAAAAGACAAGACAAUGGACAACUUGCGGAUGGAGCUGCAGCGGAGAGAGCAGAUCUUCCGCGCAUAUGGCCUCGCCAGCGAUUCCCACCGCUCCAAAGCUAAUCACAACCCAAAUACUAGCUCCGCCCUGGCCUCGGUCAAUCCAAAGCCGAUCGCCAACGCCAGAACAAGAACUUCCAGUACAAGCCAGCCGACGCCGAAUUACAUGUCUGUAAUUCAAACGCUCGACAGCGCAGCCCGAAACUCACCCAAAAGCGCAGGCAGCGCGGGCAGCAAUGUCUCCAGGCAAAAACGGGAUCCGGAUGUUUGGGACCCUCCACCACCACGAGCAAAACCAACGAGUCGAGCUCCACCGCGUCGUAGCGUGGCGCCAAGUUCCCGAUCCGCCGCGCCAUCACAUGCUUCUCGUGGCCCGAGCAGUAAUCCCACUCGAAGAACAGGCGCUAGCCGACCGCAGGAAUCAAACAGAAGCCAAGUUAGAGCGCAAGGAAGUAAACAGACGGAUGAAAAGAAAUUCGACCCAGUUGGAUAUGACAAAGAAUUGGUUGAAGCUCUUGAGCGAGACAUUGUGCAGCGAAAUCCAAAUGUCUCUUGGGAUUCCGUUGCUGGGCUUGAAGAGCCAAAGAAGUUGCUCAAAGAAGCAGUCAUUCUUCCUCUGAUCAUGCCAGACUUCUUCAAGGGCAUCCGCAGACCGUGGAAAGGCGUCCUCAUGCACGGCCCUCCUGGAACUGGAAAAACCCUUCUAGCAAAAGCAGUCGCGACUGAGUGCAAUACAACCUUUUUCAACGUCUCCAGCUCGACCUUAGGAUCAAAGUACCGCGGAGAGUCGGAAAAACUUGUUCGUCUUUUGUUCGAUAUGGCACGAUUUUACGCUCCUUCUACGAUAUUUAUUGACGAAAUUGACUCGAUAGGAAGCAAGCGAGGCGGAAGUGACGAGCAUGAAUCAUCGAGGAGGGUGAAGAGCGAGUUGCUUGUGCAAAUGGAUGGUGUUGAUGGAGCAGUUGGAGGAGAUGAUGCGACCAAGAUGGUCAUGGUUUUGGCCGCUACGAACUAUCCUUGGGAUAUUGAUGAGGCUCUGAGAAGACGUCUGGAGAAGCGAAUUUAUAUUCCUCUGCCCUGCGCAAUGGCAAGGUCACAGCUGCUAAAGAUUAAUCUCAAAGAUGUCGCUAUUGCCGAAGAUGUCGAUUUAGAGGAGAUCGCAAAAAAGAUGGAGAACUAUUCCGGCGCUGAUAUCACUAAUGUAUCACGUGAUACAGCAAUGAUGUCGAUGAGAAGGGCUAUUGAAGGCUUGGCACCAGAUGAAAUCAGAAAGCUUUCCAAGGAACAGCUCAAUCUUCCGAUAUCCAAAAAAGACUUUCUUGAUGCUAUCAAAAAGGUCAACAGAUCAGUGUCCGACGACGACUUGGAAAAGCACAAAAAGUGGAGCGACGAGUUCGGCUCCGUUUAG